AUGGGAGGAGGAAAGGGAUGCUCUGCAGUGGACGUUGUCAAGCAAUCUACAGGGGGAAGGUUUGAAACGCGAGCGACAAAGGCAGACCCCGUCGUCAAGGCCAAGCGGAGCGGCAACAUCGGUGCCUUGUUCUCUGGAUCGGGGGUGGACUUUGGGAUGACUCCUACCCAAGCCUAUCGAACAGCUCGCAAGAUGUUGACCGUCCAAGCUGCUUCCAUCCUCACUUUCCUCGCUACUACCACUCUCGUCUCGGCUCACGGCCACGUCACGUCCUGGACCAUCGGUGGCGUCGACAGGCCCGGAUUCAACCCGUCCAACGCUGCUCAGUACGGGCCGACCGCCGAGCGGCCGACCGACAACAGAGACCAGGGCUUCUCCGACUGGACCUCUGGUAUUGUCGCGUGCGGAGGCGUGUCAGCAGGGUCGGGCCUCUUGACGUACGACGUCGACGCUGGGAGCACCGUCACUGCCAAAUGGAACACCUGGCCUGACUCACACAAGGGUCCCGUGACGGAGUACAUGGCUCGGUGCCCAUCCUCCGGCUGCGAUGGUGUCGCUGCAGACUCGCUUGACUGGUUCAAGAUUCAGCAAGACAUCCUCACGGCCGAUGGCAAGUGGGCGACCGAGAGCAUCCCCUCGAGCCUGAAGUGGGACUUUAGGAUCCCGUCUGAUCUUGCACCGGGGCACGAGCUCCUGGCGAUGCACACCGUCGGCGCCCCUCAAGUCUACCCCGUCUGCUUCCAGGCCAACCUCAAGGGCAGCGGCUCCGCCGUCCCUACCGUCACCGCCAAGUUCCCCGCGGCGUACAACAUCAACCCAGCCUUCAAGACGUUCGACAUCUACGCAGGAAGGGACUCGACCUUUGUUGCUCCCGGUCCAGCGGUAUACGGUGGUGGCGGCGGCGGGGCCGCUCCUGCUCCUGCCCCUGCCUCGUCGUCGGCUGCGCCGGUCCGCCCCUCGUCGUCCGUCGCUCCAGCUCCAGCGUCGAGCUCGGCUGCUCCCGUCAGGCCCUCGUCGUCCGCCGCGCCCAUCACGCCUAGCUCGGGCGCUCCGGUCAAGCCAUCUUCCUCGCCCGCUGCGCCCGUGCCCACUCCUCCUUCCACGUAA
Messenger RNA from Dioszegia hungarica, 1107 nucleotides. RefSeq names its product glycosyl hydrolase family 61-domain-containing protein. Bases 1 to 1107 code for a protein of 368 amino acids. The transcript is spliced from 7 exons. Lineage: Eukaryota; Fungi; Basidiomycota; Tremellomycetes; Tremellales; Bulleribasidiaceae. The record is from RefSeq and is a predicted model, not a curated record.